AUGGUCAGGCCGGCCCCUCAAUCUACUCAACAGCUUGAUGCUGAUUCUCUUGAUAAGAAUAAUAAACACUCAGAUAUCUACUAUUCAGGCGAGGCAAUAUCAGACCAACAGAUAAAGCAUCUCAAGAUAAUACUUGAGAUGAACAAGGGGAAGCAAAGAGUUCUAGAACUUGAACUACAACUGAAAAAACUCUGUCAACAGAGAUUCUCUACAGAUUAA
Blastomyces gilchristii SLH14081 is the source of this 219-nucleotide messenger RNA. RefSeq lists its product as uncharacterized. The transcript has a single exon. The record is from RefSeq and is a predicted model, not a curated record. NCBI's taxonomy places the organism in Eukaryota, Fungi, Ascomycota, Eurotiomycetes, Onygenales, Ajellomycetaceae. The coding region runs from base 1 to 219 and encodes 72 amino acids.